AUUUUUGCACAAGAUCCAAAGUUCAAGGAAGUAUAACAACAAUUUCCUUCUAGGUAUUUACCCCGUGACUGACUCAAUAAUCGCUUCCUGCUAUUCAAUAUGUGUAAGACAGAGGCAGAAAGAGCAUCGAUCUACAUGUCUAAUAGUGAAUGCCCACAGAGCUACAGAGUUUUGUUUCAUUGGCUGGAAGGACGGCUGCCAUGUGUGCAAUGAACUCCACUAAUGCCAGUGCUUCCAACACCACAGGUCUGCCAAAUGAGUACAGGUACACCUUGCUGUCCAUGUACUCUGUGGUCCUUGUUGUCGGCAUCUGUGGCAUCGCACUCACGAUUGACAUCUUGAAGUCCAGUGUGCGAUCUGUCACGACCAUGGCGGUGCUCAACUUGAUCGCCGUGCACAUAGUGUUCCUGCUGACUGUUCCCUUCCGCAUAUACUUCUAUGCAAGGGGCUACUGGAGUUUAGGACCAGACUUUUGCAAGUUAAUCAGCGUGAUGAUCCACGCCCACAUGUACAUUGCUUUCAUAUUCUACGUCAUCAUCCUGGUCGUGCGGUUCAUCACCUUCUUCAGCAAAAGGGAUAGACUGGAGUACUACAGGAGACUCCAUGCUGUGAUUGCCAGCCUGACUGUCUGGGCUGUCAUCUUGGGGCUGAUACCUGUGACUGUGAUAAAAUACGGUAGCGGCACAGACAAUACAACCGACACCAACCAGUGCUUUGUAUUUGGAGACGCCUUGAAUAUCACAGGUGUAGCCGUUAUAAACUACCUUAUUUGUGCCAUGCUGCUGGUGGUGACUUUUGUCUUCCUGGCUAUCCAGCUUUGUAUACUAGGGAUGAUAUACAAAAAACAUGGCAAGACUGCACUAAAUCACCAAGAGUUCUGGGCACAGGUGAAAAGCCUGUGCUUUGUGAUGGUCAUAUUGAUUUGCUUUGCCCCUUACCAUGCAUUCAGGAUUUACUAUGUGGCAAGUUUUUCGCUUAAGCCGGACGAGUCAAGCCUACUGCAGCUCAAGAAUGAGAUUUUUUUGGCUGUGACAGCCUUCAGCUCUUCUGACAUGCUAAUUUUCAUUAGCAGGAAACGUUGGGGCAGCAUUCUACCUCAGUGUUGUAUUUCCUGGUAGUGUGACUGGGAUGUAUAUUUUGUGCCCAUCAAAACAUACAGUAUCUACAAACAAACUCAAAACAAAAAAUACAGGUAAAGUGUGCUGAUUUGGAGUGACUUGCUAACUCAAACAUCAUGCUAAACUUUGAAAAAAAAACAAAUGAUUAUAUUCAUAAGAAUCUCAUCUACAACACCACAGAUCACAACUAGAUUUGACCAGACAAAAAGAGAACA
Molecule: messenger RNA, 1333 nt
Organism: Clupea harengus (Atlantic herring)
Lineage: Eukaryota; Metazoa; Chordata; Actinopteri; Clupeiformes; Clupeidae
Product: putative G protein-coupled receptor 141
Biological process (GO): G protein-coupled receptor signaling pathway
Cellular component (GO): membrane
Molecular function (GO): oxysterol binding; G protein-coupled receptor activity
Source: RefSeq, a predicted model, not a curated record